AUGCCGGGAAUAUUUCCAAGUGGGCAGACUCUCGAGGCGCUCCCAGAACUCUCGCGAGACCUGUCGCCCGAAUUGCAUGCCGGGAGACGCCGUGGCCGCCUUCGCUCUGGCGGCGUGCGGGCUGGCUUGUGGGCCUUACCGUCCCUGCAGUCAGUGUGGGGACGUGAGCCAGCGGCAGGAGUCCUCAGGGCGCUGGCCGCCUUCCUCGAAGAGUCGGGGAAGCUGAAAGCCCCUGAGUGGGCGGGAGGCGGGGUGCCUAAGGCACGGGCUUCGCGUCGUGAGGACGGCUUCGGCGUGCGAGCUGCGUGCCCAGCGCGGCACCUGUCCCUCCCCGGUGGCGCUGGCGGGAGCUCGGGGCCCGGGGCCCGCGGGGGAGCGAAAGCGACACUGCGACAUACCCAGCCACUUCAGCGCACGCCCCAAGCCCCGCAGGGGCUGGAAAUGAUGCGAAAGGACGAAGAUGGGGGCUGCGAACUGACCGCCAAGGGAGAGCCAGGCAGGCUGGCCGGACAGUUAUAAAGGGCAAUGGACAGGCUGAAAAAUGUUUCUGGUAGCUUGUGAUACUGACAGUUCAAAAAUGGAGAGAAAACAUGGGAAAUACAUAGUGAAUAUCGGACAUUCUGAAAAC
Molecule: messenger RNA, 628 nt
Organism: Mustela erminea (ermine)
Lineage: Eukaryota; Metazoa; Chordata; Mammalia; Carnivora; Mustelidae
Product: 40S ribosomal protein S19-like
Exons: 2
Coding region: 1-519 (172 amino acids)
Biological process (GO): translation
Cellular component (GO): ribosome
Molecular function (GO): structural constituent of ribosome
Source: RefSeq, a predicted model, not a curated record